Engraulis encrasicolus (European anchovy) is the source of this 3563-nucleotide messenger RNA. It is a transcript of the gene nod2, whose product is annotated as nucleotide-binding oligomerization domain containing 2. Gene Ontology annotation, cellular component: cytosol. NCBI's taxonomy places the organism in Eukaryota, Metazoa, Chordata, Actinopteri, Clupeiformes, Engraulidae. The coding region runs from base 115 to 3054 and encodes 979 amino acids. The transcript is spliced from 12 exons. Gene Ontology annotation, biological process: response to muramyl dipeptide; regulation of apoptotic process; positive regulation of canonical NF-kappaB signal transduction. The record is from RefSeq and is a predicted model, not a curated record. Gene Ontology annotation, molecular function: protein binding.
GCUCGAGGAAGUGCUGCGCACUGACACCCACACCAAGCGCGAUCGUCAAAAACAGUAUCGUCAACUCAGUGCCUCGAAGGCUGAUGGCGAUGAAGUAGGCCUAGCUUAUGUAGAAUGAGCGCACAGCAACUUGUCUUGAGGCAACGAGCAGAACUUGUCCAAGCAUUAUGCUGCGGCGGAACAGCGGAACCCCUGGACAGUGUUUUGGAUCUUCUCCUGUCGUGGAGUGCGUUUGAAUGGGAAGACUACUUGAACGUCUGUUGUGGAACGGCAAAGACCCUUUGCUCCAGGAGCAGGGAACUUCUAGACCUCGCAUAUUCUAAGGGUGACGACGCUUGCUGUCAUCUUCUGACUGCGUUUCAUCAGGUUCUUCCUGACGCACAGAAGGACACCCUGAACUUUGGUUCAACCUACACAGCCCAGAAGUCCCAGGAAGGGGAGAUCUCUGCAACACUAACGCUACUAGGUGACAGGCCUGGAUUGGUGACAAAGCUUCGCAAUAGUGUUGAUGAGGCACUGGAUGAAUUAGUUCAGAAGGGAUUCUUGACGUCCUCUGAGUGUGAAGAUAUUCAAUUACCAGUGCACACUGCUUCACAACAGGUGAGACGUUUGCUGGACAUUGUUAAGUUUAAAGGAGAAGGUGCGGCAAAGGUGCUUCUGCAGUUCUUGCAAAAAUCACAAAUUGAGGCUGUGCCACAACCUACAAAUGAGAAGUUAAUUAUUCCGACAUCUGUAGCAGAGUACCAGAAGAAGCUGUGCAGUUCUAUCUCGGCCCAGUCCCACUUCCUCAGCACCUACAGUCCCACGGGCAGGUUCUCCCUGGACGACGUCUACACCGAGGGCCUGUUGGAGCUUGGGCAGCAGGGUUGCGGUAACACAACUCUGGUGUCUGUGACCCUUGAGGAUGUGGUGGGAGCGACGGGGACGGUCAACGUGGAGGCCGACACGGUGCUGGUGUCCGGGGAGGCAGGCAGUGGCAAGAGCACCUUCCUGCAGAGGCUGCACCAGCUCUGGGCCCGAAAGACGGUGCUGCAAAACUACCUCCUGCUGUUCCCGUUCAGCUGCAGGAAGCUGAACACGGAGCAUCGAGAGCUCUCCGUGAAAGACCUGCUUUUCCUGCACUGCUGCUGGCCUGACGGUGACCAGGAGGAACUCUUCCAGUUCCUUUUGGAUCACCCUCACACGGUGCUGUUCACGUUCGACGGCCUCGACGAGUUCAAACAGGCGUUUGCCGACGAUCAGAGGCACUGCUCUCCGACCCAGUCGGCCAAGGUGCCCGUCUUGCUCUUCAAUCUGCUCCAGGGAUCCUUGAUGAAGGGUGUCCGAAAGUUGGUGACGAGCAGGACCGAGGCGGUCUCCUUUACACUAAGACCAUAUCUUUGCAAGGAAGUUCUCCUGAAAGGCUUCUCUCCGGACGGAAUCGACUGCUUCGUCAAGAAGCACCACUCCGAUCCCGGAGUGGCCUCCCGCGUGUUACAGUCGCUGCAGAGCAACACCGCACUCUUGGGCCUCUGCCACAUCCCUGUCUUCUGUUGGAUCGUGUCCAAAUGUUACAAGGAACUGCUCGGGUUCAGCAGCACCGGCCCGCAGACCAUCACUGACGUAUACCUCAUGGUGCUGCAGCACUUUUUCCAUCGCAGAAUCUCCUCUGGGAAAACCUCCGGGAAGAGUUGGCUUCAGGAACAUUUUCGUACAAUCAUGGCCCUCGGCAAGUUGGCUUUACAGGGCCUUGAACACUCUCACUACAUUUUCUCAGAAUCGGACGUGCAAAACCUGGGCAUUACCGAGGAGGAUAUUGGCAAGGGUUUUCUGAUUCAGAAUAAGAAUAUCUCCCUCGACACCAAACACUAUGAAUUUUUGCAUCUUACCUUGCAGUGUUUCUUCAGUGCUCUUUUCAUCACCCUAGAUCCCAGCAACAACAUGCACAGCAUAAUUCCAAGACUGUUCCAGACCCCAAGCAGCUCUAUGGGAUGUCUUGGAAUUUGUCAUCCCAGGAAAUGUGACCAGCCAGGGAACGAGCCUCCCAACCAUGAGAUCACGUCCAUGUUUGUUUCCGGCCUGCUAUCUCCAUGCCAUCACAGCCUGCUCCUACAGUGCUGCCCCAUUCAGACGCUGCAGAGGAAAUGCAAGCAGGUCAUGAAGUGCCUGUCCAAAGGCAUGCACAAUCACUUUAAAUCCAUCCCGCAGCCAAUAAAAGGGGAGAAGAAGAGCAUGCACGCCAUGCCUGCCUUCAUCUGGCUCAUCAAGUGCAUUUAUGAGAUGCAGGACAGCGAGCUCGCCAAAAGCGUCAUGGCCAAAUUGGAAGCGGAGCAUCUGAAGUUGACCUACUGCAACAUCGGACCCUUGGAGUGCACCGCUUUGGCCUUCGUGCUCCAGCACCUUAAGGGACCGGUGGGUCUGCAGCUGGACAGCAACUCGGUGGGAGACGUGGGAGUGGAGCAGCUUCUGCCCUGUCUGCACGUCUGCCGCUCCCUCUACUUGAGACACAAUAACAUCACAGAUGAGGGGAUUUCUAAACUUGUCGAGAAGGGGGUCGAGUGUGAGGCCUUCCAAAAGAUUGCGCUCUUCAACAAUAAGCUGACGGAUGCCUGUGCCCAACACUUCGCCUACCUCCUGAAAACGAAGCAGAACUUUGCUUCUCUGCGGCUGGGGAAUAAUAACAUAACAGCUGCCGGGGCUGAGCAGUUGGCGGAGGGCCUAAGGUGCAGCCCGUCACUUCGCUUUCUGGGUCUGUGGGGGAACACAGUAGGAGACGCAGGAGCUGAAGCCAUUGCUCACGCUCUGGAAGACAGUCAAACACUUGAAUGGCUGAGUCUAGUGGACAACCGAGUGGGCGAUGCAGGGGCGCAGGCCCUCGCCAGGGUCGUUGAGAAGAGUAGCACCUUAAAGGAACUCUGGUUGAACAACAACAGCAUAACAAGAUGUGGUGUAGAGUAUCUGCUUCAAGCCCUUGAAAGAAAUUCAACUGUUACGGCAUUGUGGCUAACGGGAAACAUUCUCAGUCAAGAGGAAGUUGAAGAGUUAUCUAUUAGAGAAAGCAGAGUGACUUUCUGAAAGCAGACCAACAGACCUGCUUGGAAUGUUUCUGAACUCAAUUUCAGUGUUGAUAGUAACACAGUAAAGAAAAUGCAGUGCUAAGUACAAUUGAAGUGUACAAUUUUUGGAAAUAAGCUCAUAUUAUUAUUCGAGGUUGACAAACCAAUGACGAAUGACGGUCAGGAUUUUCACUGAUGUGAGGUAGUUAAAGAUGUUACACAGAGUGUAGAAAGAAAAAAGAAGGGAAAAUGGACAGUUGUUUCAGUUAUGUUCAGAUGAGCAUCAUGAUAAUGAAUGAGACAUUUAAUGUCAGUCCUAAUCGAAUGAAGCAAGAGGUCAAAUGGUUUAUGGAAAUAUGGCAUUAUGGCCUUUGUUUACAUUGUGUUACACUCUACUUGUGUUACUCUGUGUGCUAUUUUGCUAUUUAUUUAAUUAGACUGUGUUGAAAUACUAGUAUAUAUGCUGCAGGUGUAUGGCAUAUGGUGUGUGCCAUGCAAAAUCAUUAAAUUACACUUAUGGAACAUUCA